Molecule: messenger RNA, 837 nt
Organism: Seminavis robusta
Lineage: Eukaryota; Bacillariophyta; Bacillariophyceae; Naviculales; Naviculaceae
Source: the annotation of a GenBank genome assembly
AUGGUAUUUCCAAUCAUCUUUGCUUUUGUCGCUCCAAGUCGCUUGCAGCAGCAGAGCCAUGCAAAUCCCAAGCCUCCGACUGCAAUUAUUGUAGAGGAUAGUGUCCGUCGAUUGCCAUGUUCUGCGCUGUCCACUUCGUCCGAACCAUCCGAUUCGUCGUCGUCAAGAUUUGGACGGCAAGACUACUGGGACAGCUUUUAUCAAGAAGAAGAUGGGGCUGCCUUUUCAUGGUAUACCGGAUGGGCCGAUCUGGAACCCUUUCUGAUGGAACUCCUCAACCCCGACGAUACAAUUUUGUUGCCCGGUGUCGGCAGCGAUACCAUGCUCCUAGACAUGUACGAGUCUGGAUAUCGCCAUUUGACGGCGUUUGAUUAUGCCGCACAGGGAAUUGCACGGUGUCGUGAAAUGAUGGGCAGUGAACGAUCCAAUGCCAUUCAUCUAUUUGUCGGGGACGCUCGCGACUUGCCACAACUGGAGGAUGCUUCCUUUGAUGUGGUCCUAGAAAAGGGAACCCUCGAUGCCAUUGUCCAGAGUGGUGAAGGAGGAACCCUAAAAGAAAAGAAGGCACUGGGCUUGGAAAACAUGGAAAAGGCCAUUGCGGAGUUGUGCCGGGUAAUCAAACCAGGAGGCACUUUUAUCAGCAUAUCCGCCAUUUGCACAGAAGAACUUGAAAACAGCCCCGAAUGGCAACGAACGACAACCGGUGAUGAUGAUGCGGUUUGGGCAAUGAUCCGCGAUGGAUCCUUGUACUUUACCGAGUCUGGGUAUGCCAGCAAUAACUUUGAUGGAACACUUCUAGCCUGGAGAAAGAAGAAACGAAGUCAAGAAGAGGAGUAG